AUGGUCAUGUAUCAUCUCUUCCUCCUUUUAUCCUGUCUAAAGCUGAAAAGAGAUAUGCAUGUGAAUUCGUAUGCUAGUAUAGUUAAAGGUUCUCCGGUGAAUAUGGUCAAUCAAACUAUAAAGGAGUGCAUUCAUCCUGCCUCGGGUGAUUAUGUGGUGAAUAUGAAGAAUGAUGAUGGUGCUAAUCAAGAAAAAUCUGGGUCUGCUGCUAUUUCGGCAUCGGAUGUGGUUGUUGCUACAUCUUCGGUUGAGGGUCCGGUUAAAACUACUAAUGGUGGUCAAGUGGAUUCCGACCAUCAAUUUUCUUCUAAACCGGUGGGUUUUACGGGUGCUUUUGGGAGUAUGUCAGGAGUGUAUGAUUCAGAAGAGUCUAUUUCUCAUCCAUCGAGUUUUCCCAACCAAAAUUAUAAUUCUUUUGGAGCUAAAUCUUUCUUCUCGAAUGGUUCUUUUACAAAUGUUAUUCAAGUUGAUGAGUUUCAAAAUUAUAAUUCUUGUGGUUUGCCUCCCACCUUCUAG
Molecule: messenger RNA, 516 nt
Organism: Lactuca saligna
Lineage: Eukaryota; Viridiplantae; Streptophyta; Magnoliopsida; Asterales; Asteraceae
Source: the annotation of a GenBank genome assembly